AUGCAGCUGCCGUGGGCUGGGCAGGGCUCUGGCAAUGAGUCCCUGCUGCCAGUGGCUGGCGUGCCCAUCAUCACCGGAGAUGCGGCCGAUUCGUCGCGGCCGGGCAGAUCAGAGUCAAGGCCAGGACAUGCCCGGUCACCAUCGGCGCAUGCGCUGGGAGUGGCCAAGGAGUAUUCCUCCAUGACCCCCAGCGAAGCCGCCGCGCAACUACGAACCUCGCUUACUUACGGCCUCACGCCCAACGAAGCCUUGAAACGACUCAGCGAAUACGGACCCAAUGAGAUCCCCCACGAGGAACCAGAACCGCUUUGGCUUCGGUUCUUGAAGCAAUUUCAGGAACCAUUGAUUGUACUCUUGCUAGUAUCCGCGGGAAUGUCGCUGCUCUUGGGCAACAUGGAUGAUGCCAUCAGUAUCACCGUGGCGGUAACCAUUGUCGUUUCCGUGGGGUUCGUCCAGGAGUAUCGAUCGGAGAAAUCUAUCGAGGCUCUCAACCACCUAGUACCGAAUCAUGCACACCUUGUACGAGGCUCGCCGAGCAAGUCUUCUAGUCUACCGAAAGCCCCCAGCUGGCCCCCCAAUGUCAACGGCCUUCAAGACCCCGCCGACAGCUCUGGUUUAAUCACACCAAUCGAAGAUAUCCUGGAUGCGACUUCGUUCAAAGUCUCGGCUUCUCAGCUUGUGCCCGGAGACUUGGUCUUAUUUACUACUGGCGAUCGUAUUCCGGCCGAGAUUCGAGUUACCAAGGCGGCCGACCUGACCAUUGACGUCUCUAACCUCACUGGCUUCAAUCAAUUUCACAAGCAGUCAUCCCUUGCCCCAGAAGCACCCACAAGUGCUGCUGAGCUUGACAGCACCGCUAAGAACGUUGCGUACAUGGGCACAUUGGUAAAAUCUGGACACGGCCAAGGAAUUGUUUUCGCAACUGGCGGGAAUACUCAUUUCGGAUCGAUUGCUUCAAGCGUUUCUGGGACAGAAAACCCUAGGUCACCUUUGCAGUUGUCCAUGGAUGACCUUGGCUCACAGCUGAGCAAAGCAUCAUUUGUCGUCAUCGGAUUGAUUUCUCUUGUUGGUUGGCUGCAGGGGAAGAAAUUGCUGGAAAUAUUCACCAUUUCUAUUUCCUUGGCUGUUGCAGCCAUCCCGGAAGGUUUACCCAUCAUUGUCACCGUUACUCUAGCUCUUGGUGUGCAUCGGAUGGCCAAGCAUCAUGCCAUCGUGCGCUGGAUGCCCAAAGUUGAAACCCUUGGCUCUGUCAAUGUAGUGUGCACUGACAAGACCGGCACACUGACAACUAAUCAUAUGACUACCGUCGAAAUGUGGUGCUUUGGAGAGGACGGCUCGUUCAACGUAGCUUCAGACGCCGAGGUUGAAGAAUUCAAACCGACGCCAGCUGCCCUACAUAUCCUACGAAUCGGAAAUAUUGCAAACAAUGCACGACUAUCCAAGAAUUACACCGAGAGUAGCGGUGCCACGAGUGCCGUCUUGUCCUCAACAAUGGGUCGUGAAGAGGCAUCUACUUUUACUCGCUGGGUUGGCCAACCAACGGAUGUAGCUAUGCUCGACUUACUUGACAAGUUCAAGGAACACGAUGUACGAGACUCCGUGGGCCCUCGCAUUACAGAAGUACCCUUCAGCUCGGAGAGGAAGUGGAUGGGGGUUACUGUUGGAAGCGAAAGAGAGUAUGCAUACAUGAAGGGGUCAAUCGAGAAGGUUCUCGCCGCUUGCGACACGUAUAUGGAAAAAGACGGACGAGAGAUUGUACUCGACAAUGCGCGACGCCAAGAGGCCAUGGCAGCCGCCGAUGCCAUGGCGUCUAAAGGGCUUCGAGUGCUUGCUUUUGCUAGCGGCCCAGUGCCCAGAUCCUCAAGAGCGCGCUCAUCAGCAACUGACACACGAAGCAACACACCCGCCGAUGGUGCGUCCAGCCCGGUCAUUCCUCUGGGCUCUGAUGAUACCUACAAGGGACUCGCAUUUGCUGGCUUGGUUGGUAUGAGGGACCCCCCUAGGCCUGGCGUAGAACGCUCCAUCCGACGACUGAUGCGAGGCGGCGUCAGAGUCAUCAUGAUUACCGGUGAUGCAGAGACUACGGCGCUUGCGAUUGGUAGACAGCUAGGAAUGAAUGUCGCUAUUCCUAGCGCUCAUUUGCCAGGCCAGAAUGCAGUCAAGGCUGUCUUGAGAGGAGAUGAGAUUGACAGGAUGUCGGAUGGGGAUCUCGCCGAAGCGAUGCAGCACACUACUAUUUUCGCCAGAACUAAUCCGGACCACAAGAUGAAGAUUAUCCGCGCUCUCCAAUCCCGGGGAGACAUUGUAGCAAUGACGGGCGAUGGUGUAAACGAUGCGCCUGCCCUCAAGAAAGCCGAUAUUGGUAUUGCAAUGGGACGUCACGGAACCGAUGUUGCUAAAGAGGCAGCGGACAUGAUUUUGACCGACGAUGAUUUCUCCACCAUUCUACGGGCCAUUGAAGAAGGCAAGGGAAUAUUCAACAACAUUCAAAACUUCCUCACAUUCCAGCUUAGCACGAGUGCGGCAAGUUUGGCCCUGGUAUUUGUCUGCACAUGUUUCGGGUUCAAGAGCCCCUUGAAUGCCAUGCAGAUUCUCUGGAUUAAUAUUAUUAUGGAUGGUCCUCCUGCUCAGUCUCUCGGCGUCGAAAGCGUUGACCCAGAUGUCAUGAACAGGCCACCAAGAAAGCGCAAUGAUGCAGUUCUCACGAACAAACUCAUCCAGCGAGUUUUAACCUCAGCUGCCAUCAUCAUGGUCGGCACUAUGCUCACGUACCGGCGACAGAUGGCCGACGGCGUCGUCACCCGCCGGGACACUACCAUGACCUUCACUUGUUUCGUCUUCUUUGACAUGUUUAACGCUCUUAGCUGCCGCUCUGAAUCAAAAUCGGUGCUGCGUGGCGAGGUGGGGCUAUUUUCGAAUAACUUAUUUAACUGGGCAGUUUCUCUGUCAAUUGUCGGUCAACUGCUUGUCAUCUACCUUCCAUGGCUUCAAGAAGUUUUCCAGACAGAGGCCCUUGGGCUGGGUGAUUUGUUCCGGCUCGUCAUUCUUUGCAGCACGGUGUUUUGGGCAGAUGAAUUACGAAAGUAUCUGAAGUACGGGCGGCGGCGUUUGGGCGGCGGGUAUAGCCAAGCGGUAUAA
Messenger RNA from Trichoderma breve, 3138 nucleotides. Its product is annotated as e1-E2 ATPase domain-containing protein. The transcript has 5 exons. The record is from RefSeq and is a predicted model, not a curated record. Bases 1 to 3138 code for a protein of 1045 amino acids. Gene Ontology annotation, molecular function: P-type calcium transporter activity; ATP binding; ATP hydrolysis activity. Lineage: Eukaryota; Fungi; Ascomycota; Sordariomycetes; Hypocreales; Hypocreaceae. Gene Ontology annotation, cellular component: Golgi membrane; plasma membrane; endoplasmic reticulum. Gene Ontology annotation, biological process: calcium ion transmembrane transport; manganese ion transport; intracellular calcium ion homeostasis.